Molecule: messenger RNA, 1004 nt
Organism: Ilex paraguariensis (yerba mate)
Lineage: Eukaryota; Viridiplantae; Streptophyta; Magnoliopsida; Aquifoliales; Aquifoliaceae
Source: the annotation of a GenBank genome assembly
AUGCACUUCCAAGCACAUCCUUUCAGCCACCCUUGGGUCCAGGUUGAUGGUGUAGCUCCUGAUAAGCCUCUUGAUUCUGCUGUUCUGACUCGUUUGAAGCAAUUCUCUGCCAUGGACAAACUCAAGAAGAUAGCCAUCAGAGUCAUUGCAGAGAUUCUCUCUGAAGAGGAAAUUGCAGGACUCAAAGAAAUGUUUAAGAUGAUAGACACAGAUAAUAGUGGGCAAAUAACGCUUGAGGAACUGAAAAACGGAUUGGAAAGAGUUGGUGCCAAUCUUAAAGAUUCAGAAAUCAAUGGUUUAAUGCAAGCAGCAGAUAUUGACAACAGUGGUACUAUAGACUACGGUGAGUUCGUAGCUGCAAUGCUCCAUCUAAACAAAGUCCAGAGAGAGGAUCACAUGUACGCAGCUUUCUCAUAUUUCGACAAAGAUGGUAGUGGUUGCAUCACCGCAGAUGAGCUGCAACAUGCCUGUGAGAAGUUUGGUUUGGAAGAUGUUCAAAUAGAAGACCUUAUCCGUGAAGUUGAUCAGGAUAAUGAUGGGCGCAUUGAUUACAAUGAGUUUGUCGCUAUGAUGCAAGGUAGUACUGGUUUUGGCCAGAAGGGAUUACAAAACAGUGUAGGCAUCGAGUUCAGGGAUGCCUUUAAGCUUGAUACUACUUGAUCCUAGUGCACAGAAACCGUUAAAACAGACACAAUAGUUGUCUCCUUUUUAUAUCUUGGAAAAAUUGGGUGUCCAUAAUGUUGUAAAGAGCAGUCAUUAGGUCUUUUUUGUCCUGGACAACACUGUUCAUACUCCGUUUCUCGAGUUUACCAUUGUCCUUUUUUUUGCCCUCCUUUUGAUUUGUAGACUUGACAGUUCUAUAAUGAAAUGCAUUUUGACACAUUGUGUGUGUGGCACAAGGAUUCUAGAGUUCAACUCAAAACCGCUCAUUUCCUAUCUCAUAGGAAGGACCAGAAUAUUUGAUUUUGUGAAGUUAGUGUUAAAGUCUCUACUGUUGCCCUAUG